AUGACAAGCCGGUUCCACAGCCAAAUCCCACUGGGGUCCCACGUGCCACCUGGCACCAACACAGCCGUUCCAACUUCCUUCCAAAUUCCAACUGAGUUCUUCAGCCCAGUCCACCAACGGGCAACGGCCAACACUGAGGACAAAGCGAGGAAAAUAAGAGGAAAAGGGACUGGAGAGCAAAACCCUAGCACAGCCGCAUCCAUGGCGAUGUCCAUCUCCGGCGGCUGCGUCGGCGGCGACUGCACGGUCCUGGCGCCGUCCGCGUCCUCGCUCCGCCCGCCGCUCCGUCGUGCCGCUGGCCCCAAGGGUCAUUCUUGUACUUUUCCUCAUGGAGCAUCUAUCAAUAACAACCGGCUAUGCGUUGAACAUCAAAGAUGUUCUCGGAGCUCCACCCAGACCUAUGCUCUUUCUAGGAAGGAUUUUUCUCCUAUAACUCAAGAUGUGGAAGGCUUCCUUCACAAUGUUGUUAACAUGGGAUUUCUUGACCGUCUGAAAUUAGCGUGGAAGAUAAUGUUUCCUGCACCAACCAUAAAGGAUACCUCCAAUGCCAACAUCGCAAAACAGAGGCUUAAGAUGAUCCUGUUCUCCGACAGGUGUGAAGUCAGUGAUGAAGCAAAGAAAAAGAUUGUGGAGCACGUCAUUGAAGCAUUGUCUGAGUUUGUUGAGAUAGAAUCAAGGGAUAACGUCCAAGUGGAUAUCUCAACCGAUGCUGGCCUUGGCACCGUGUACUCUGUGACAGUUCCCGUGCGCUGUGUGAAGCCAGAGUACCAGGAAUCUGAAGAGCAGUACAGAGGGAAAAUUGUCGGUGUCGACUUCAAGGACACCGGAGAAUCAUCAGGGAACGUUGAUGUCACCUUUGACUUCUUUGUACCCAAUGAGAACUACUAA
Molecule: messenger RNA, 888 nt
Organism: Miscanthus lutarioriparius
Lineage: Eukaryota; Viridiplantae; Streptophyta; Magnoliopsida; Poales; Poaceae
Source: the annotation of a GenBank genome assembly